This is a messenger RNA of Drosophila virilis, 478 nucleotides long. RefSeq lists its product as uncharacterized. The record is from RefSeq and is a predicted model, not a curated record. NCBI's taxonomy places the organism in Eukaryota, Metazoa, Arthropoda, Insecta, Diptera, Drosophilidae.
GCCACACAGAACGCACUUGUCACUCAUCGGCCCAAGAUGUGGACGGCUGCUGCUCUGCUUGUGCUGUGCCUGUUUUGCCAGCUAACGCUUGUGCCCGCGACGCCUGCGCCCAUAUGGAGUCUCGACCAGGUGGGCUCUUACUUUAAUGGCAUCUUUCGCUCUAUUGUUGGACCGCUUUUUGGGUUUGGCAACGACGAUGCCCGCAAUACAACCCCCAGCAAUUAGUUUAUAUGCAGCUUACCGCACCAAUCCGAACGGCACCGGCAGCUUCUCCACGAUGUCCACGGUGCAGUCGCUCAGCUGCUUGAGCAAAUAUUGUGCCGCAUAGAAACCCGCUGGGCCGGCGCCCACAAUGCAAAUUCGUUUGACUGCUGCUGUUGACUGUUGCACAUUUUGGUAUUUAAUUGCACUUGUACUCAAAUUACAGCUGUAUAUAUUUAACAAUUUAUGUCGGGAAUAUACAAAACUACGCGUGAAA